Molecule: messenger RNA, 876 nt
Organism: Aplysia californica (California sea hare)
Lineage: Eukaryota; Metazoa; Mollusca; Gastropoda; Aplysiida; Aplysiidae
Product: voltage-dependent anion-selective channel protein 2
Biological process (GO): monoatomic anion transmembrane transport
Cellular component (GO): mitochondrial outer membrane
Molecular function (GO): voltage-gated monoatomic anion channel activity
Source: RefSeq, a predicted model, not a curated record
AUUAUUAUUUUUUCUUUUAUGUCCCCAGAACUAGAAAUGGCUCCCCCAUCCUACUCAGAUCUCGGCAAGUCUGCCAAGGAUGUUUUCAGCAAAGGAUAUAACUGGGGAUUUUUCAAGCUUGAUGCUAAAUCAAAAACCGACAAUGGUGUUGAAUUCAAAUCUGCCCUGAACUCAAACAGAGACACAGGCAAAGUAGCUGGCAAUUUGGAAACCAAGUACAAGUGGAGUGAAUAUGGACUCACCUUCACUGAAAAGUGGACAACAGAAAAUGUGCUCAACACAGAAGUUAAGAUUGAGGAUCAACUUGCUGAGGGACUUGAUCUUACCUUUGAUACUUCAUUUGCCCCACAGACAGGAAAAAAGAGCGGAAAAGUCAAGAGUGCAUACAAGAUGGACUAUCUGAACUUGAACUGUGAUGUUGACUUUGACUUCGCUGGACCAACUGUGCAUGGUGCCGCUGUUCUUGGGUAUGAAGGCUGGCUUGCUGGAUACCAAAUGUCAUUUGACUCCUCCAAGUCAAAAUUGACGCGUAGCAAUUUUGGAUUUGGAUACAAUGGUGGAGAUUUCUCAUUUACCACCAAUGUAAACAACACCUGGGAUGACGAUAAUGAUGGCCAGGAAUUCCAAGGCUCCAUCCACCAGAAGGUCAAUGAUAGCCUAGAGGCUGCAGUGAGCCUUGCCUGGACUGCUGGUACUGGCAGCACCACAUUUGCCCUUGGCGCCAAGUACAAGCUGGAUGAUGAUGCUUCUAUCAGUGCCAAGGUGAAUAAUUCCAGCCAUGUGGGUCUUGGAUACACCCAGAAAUUGAGAGACGGUGUGAAACUCACAGUGUCAUCUUUGAUAGAUGGCAAAAACAUCAACCAGGGAGGACACAAG